UGUUGCAGCAGGCUCGGCGUCGGUUCGCACCAUGUCGCAGAAUGGGCGCCUCUGCGGUUUGACGGGGCUUCUGCUGCUACUCCUGCUCUUCCGGCAGCCUGCCAGCGUCGCCUGUCGCCUCAAAUGUCCGGCAGGCGACUUGUGCCCCGCCCACUACGUAUGCUGCUACGAUCAACUCUGCUGUCCGCUGUCAGAGAGGGUGGCAGAGAUAGCCGGCGCGGUGAGUGGAGUCAUCCUUAUGUUCGGAGGCGUUACUUUCUGCUGUAUCAAGUGUUGCAGGACCAGAAGACGAGAUGCCAGCAACCCAGUGCUGAGGACACCCACUGUUGUUCCGACUCCGGCACCAGCUACAGAUGAUGAUGGGGAUCACUUCACGGAGACAUCGCCUCUUAUUCACGACCAGCCUGUGACGUAUGGGUGUCAUGAGGACAUCAGCUAGCCAACUCCACUUCUCAGCAAGUCGACGAAGCGCACGCAUCGCAGUUUGUGAAUCACAGGGGGUCUAACGUGGCCGAGGAAGUGUUAAUCUUGCUGUGGCAACAAAUCAGCUACAGAAAAAUGUGAAUGGGGGCCUUAAGUUCAGCGUUUCAGGCAGGACAUCGCAUUCAGAAAUGUAUUAAGUUAAGCUACUUGGACAACUAGGUGGAGACCUUUGGUAUAGUCAUAGCGAGUUAUUUUGUGAGCUUUUGCCAAAGCGCAUGUAAGUAGUUAGAAAUUCAUGUAAAGUAUAUCAACCAUGCGAACUUUCAAGAAAGUGUUAAACUGUGUCCCAUAUUGGGACUUGAAUCCAUAUCUCUGUUUUUCAUAGAUAACGUUCUAGUCUACUAAUGGAGCUAUCCAACGCAGUUCAUGUUUCUAUGGAGAACAACGUUUUCUUUGUAUUCACACCCCAGGGUAUUCUCCUCUACUCAUCUCUUGACUAGUGCACCUAUGACUGAUGAAAGCGACAGAGAUUGUGUUAGUCGCAGAAUAGGAGCUAGAGACAGUAUGUCUGGUUGGCGUCUGGUAGCAACUGUUAAUGACGCAGCAGGUUCGUUAUAUAUGCUGUCAUUAGGAGGCUGUCUCCGUGUUUAAUAUCCGAGCUAUCGUUAGCCUAGCACAGUGCUGGGUAAAAAGGCCGGCACUCGCUCAUCACCAAGCAAAUCAUCAACGCCCCUGGUGGCAGCAUGGUUGUGUGCCUAAAUAACGUGAAAUUUUGAUGCAAAUAUCCAGCCAUGUACUCAAAAAAGAUUCUGUCAGGAAUGUAGUUGUGCAAAUAGAAAUGUGAUGAUCAGCACCAACAUGAAGUUUAAAGGAGACCUCUUCACAAAUAUUAAGAUCAAUAUUUGGCUCCUUAGACCAUUUGUAGUUUAAGUAUCCCAAAGCUUCUGCCAAAUACUAAAUACCAACAGUGAGUCAUUUGGGUUAAGACUUCAAAAUAUCUCUAGAAACUGAGCAAUAAACAAUAAAAUAAUAAAGGACAAUGGAGGAUAUAGAACGACAGGCGCGUAAAAGACGAAACUAUUGAUUUUCCGCUACAUGGAACUUUCGCCAAUGGAAUAGAGAGUAACUGCACUUUGGGAACCACUUCUUUAAACGGUAUUUGCCGUGACACUACUGACCAGGGGAGACGCUUGUCCUACUAAGUUUCUAUUUUCAGCAUUUUAGAAGACUGGCAUGUUGUAGGUGUGCACUAUAGGACCUCCUGUUCUGAAUUCUGAUAUUAAUCCUGGGUUGUAGAACACCAUCAUACAAAAGACUUUCAAUAGUCUUUCAGUCUGAUUUUUAGUAUGUAAGCUAUUUUUGAUCGAGAUCGUAAGUUUAAACAGUGAGUGAAAUGUAUUCUUGAAAAUGUUUCGGAUUUGCUGCCGGAUCGUAAAAUCAGCUCGAUUCAAUAUUUCGGCGAUUCAACUCUCCGCCAUCUUCAGGAGUCCCACUGAGAACUGAUGCCAAGGCUGCAAACCGACAUCAUAUAUGGGCCUCCGUAUCGUACACGGCGCAUGCAUUGCCCAUCACAAUUGUUGCCCUAUGAGACUGGGCAGGUGGCACCGCCCUUAAUAGAACAUCGGCAGCAACGUUGUAUCGCACUCAGAGACUAUUUUCAAACACUCGGUUAGUUCGCACCUAUAAAGCCACGUGGUUGCUUUCUUCAUCCUACGUAGGUAGAACACAGUUUAUGAUAUUCGGACUGGCGCUAACGUGGAGAUCGGCGGAAUGAAACAGGCGGUUCUGUUCUGGAGGUAAACGGCAGCAGAGAUUACAAAGUGAACGAAUGAACGAAUAACCAAAACAAGUCCAGAGCGUAGCAAAGUCGUCUUAAGCGUAUACGACGAACCAGGGACCAAUCUAAAUCAGAAGCCGCCUGCAGUAGCUGGGCAGUGGCAUUUAGCGGUAAGCACUGGACUAACAGCGGCGCCACCUCACGUACUACUCGCUGCUGUCGCCUAUAGUACAGGUACCUCUGAAGAGUCCUCUGGCUAGGCGGAGAAUCCGGAACACCGUUAGAUGCUAAAAAAAGGAAACGCUUUAACGUAAUGGAAACACGAUAGCAAAUUGUGCUAGAAAAACAUUAUAAUGCUCCAAAGGAGUCUGUUCAGCGAGGGUAGUCAAUCUUUUUUACCUACCGCCCACUUUCGAAUCGCUGUUAGUUGCAAAAUUUUCUAACUGCCCACCGGUUCCAAAGUAAUGGUUAUUUAAGAAGUAUGGAAAUAUCUUUAGCUAUAAAAUUUACAAAAGAGAGUUACAGUAAAUUAAUAAUGAUUAUGUACCAAAUUCUUUAAUCAAAAUAUUAUGAAAACCUAAUGAAAAUGUUUUUAAGACCCCUUCCGCCUACUGCCCACCAUGGAAAUUGGAAAGCCCGUUUGUGGGUGAGUGAGACCUGGUUGACCACCAAUGCUGUACAAAAAAGAUAACCCAAAGUGGCCAUUAGUUUGAUUAAAAUAUCAUACAAUAAUUAUCGAGAAUGGCUGUAGAUAACAUAACCAUAAAAUUUUACAAUAAAGAACUCCUCCCUGCUUUUAGUUGAGAAAGAGGCAGACAGACAGAGUGAGUCUGAUUCCUACCACUGUUCAUGGAUGUCAUGAUUCCAACUGGAUAACAACAACUCUUUGGUCGCAUGGAUCCGAACUGACCACAAAAGACAGUCGAUUUUCACUAUAAUUUGAAGAGACAGUGACAAAAAACUUAGUAUAAAACUGACUCAAAAGUAACACGAUCUGCAAGAAACAAAAAUGAGAGCAUGAAAUGCGUAGAUCAAGAGAAAAGCAUGCAAUGAUCUGACCUGUGUAUAUGGAACAGUAUGUUGAAACUGCAGACCCACAUCGUUCG
Messenger RNA from Schistocerca nitens (vagrant locust), 3306 nucleotides. RefSeq lists its product as uncharacterized. The transcript has 4 exons. Lineage: Eukaryota; Metazoa; Arthropoda; Insecta; Orthoptera; Acrididae. The coding region runs from base 32 to 439 and encodes 135 amino acids. The record is from RefSeq and is a predicted model, not a curated record.